AUGGCUUCCAACCCUCCUGGAAAAUGCUGCACCGUCGGUGUAAAGCACGAAGGCACCCCCAAGGGCAAGAAGAUUACUGUUGCCGGCAAGUAUGAGGGCUACCUUGCCGAGGCUCCCGCCGACAAGGCGCACAAGAACACCGGCCUCCUCUACGUCGCCGACGUCUUUGGCAUCUGGAGCAACUCCCAGCUGCUCGCCGACCAGUUCGCCGCCAACGGCUACACCACCUUGAUCGUCGACCUCUUCAACAAGGACCAGCUCCCUGUGCCGAUACCCGAGGGUUUUGACUUCUUCAAAUGGCUCAACGAGGGCAGCGACGGCAAGAACCCCCACAACAAGGAGGCCGUCGACCCCAUCAUCGUCGAUUCCAUCAAGUACUUGCAGAACGAGCUGGGUCUCACCAAUGUCGGUGCUCUCGGCUACUGCUUCGGCGCCAAGUAUGUUGUCCGCCACUACCAGGAUGGUAUCAAGGUCGGCUUCUUGGCCCACCCCAGCUUCGUCGACGAGGACGAGCUCGCCGCCAUCACCGGCCCCCUCUCCAUCGCCGCCGCGGAAACCGAUAGCAUCUUCCCCUCCGAGAAGCGUCACAAGUCCGAGGAGAUUCUGCAAAAAACCGGUCUGCCCUACCAGAUCAACCUGUACUCCGGCGUCGAGCACGGCUUUGCUGUCCGGUGCGACUUGAGCAAGAAGAUCCAAAAAUACGCCAAGGAGCAGGCCUUUUACCAGGCCGUCGCGUGGUUUGACGAGCACCUCUUGUGA
Molecule: messenger RNA, 759 nt
Organism: Colletotrichum orchidophilum
Lineage: Eukaryota; Fungi; Ascomycota; Sordariomycetes; Glomerellales; Glomerellaceae
Product: dienelactone hydrolase
Exons: 3
Coding region: 1-759 (252 amino acids)
Molecular function (GO): hydrolase activity
Source: RefSeq, a predicted model, not a curated record